Molecule: messenger RNA, 1802 nt
Organism: Ectocarpus sp. CCAP 1310/34
Lineage: Eukaryota; Phaeophyceae; Ectocarpales; Ectocarpaceae
Source: the annotation of a GenBank genome assembly
AUGUCCGGAAGGGUUUGCAUAGUCACCGGAGCGAACGCAGGCAUUGGGAAGGCUACCGCUACAGCACUGGCGCAGCGGGGCGCCCGCGUCGUGCUCGCCUGCAGGUCUCCGACAAAGUGUGCCGCCGCCUGCGAAGACAUUCGCCGGAGGGUGCCGGGCGCGGCGUUGGAUGCGUUAACGCUAGACCUUUCCAGCGUCGAUGGCAUCCGCGGGUUCGUCGAGACGUUCCACAAGACUGGCCUCCCGCUGCAUGUUCUCGUCAACAACGCCGGGAAGCCCGGGACAAUUCGCGGGAUGGAGCAGAGCAUGGUCGUAAAUCACCUCGGCCCUUUCCUGCUGACCCACCUCUUGCUCCCGGACCUGCGAAAGGCAUCCGCCUCCGGCGCCGCUCCGGCAUCCGCUAUUGGUCGUGGAGAUCGCGAGCAAAGUCCUGAGAACGUUCCUGGAACUGGUCCUUCGUCGAGAAUAGUAAACGUUGGGUCUCGCCUUGAGAAGCGGGGUAAUAUUUGGGCGGCAGCGGUAUCCGACGGCGGCGGACACACCGCGGCGCCCCCGGGGACGCGCUGGUUCCAGCCCCCCCCCGGGAAAAAGCACGACGCUUUCGGCUUGUACGGAUCCUCGAAGCUGUGCAACAUGCUCUUCACGUUCGAGCUCGACAGGCGGCUAGAAGCGGCGCGAUCAGGGGGGCGACGACUUGUUACGGCUAACAUCGUGACCCCGGGAAUCGUCAACACAAAGCUCGGCGACGGUACGGUCAGCCCUUGGGUCGCUUGGGCGGGCGCGCCGCUGAAGGCGGCACUCAUGAGGACCGCGGACAAGGGCGCCGAGACCGUAGUGUGGGCGGCGACAUCUCCGGAGAUCGAAGAGAUCGGCGGUGGAAAGUUUUUCGGCGACAAGAACGAAGUCCCCUGCAGUGACGCCGCUAGGGACGAGGACCUCGCCCGGCAGCUCUGGGAGGCUACGGAACAAGCGGUAGGGUUAGAAGAAAGCGAACGGGUCGUGUGAGCUUGCUAGUGCGGUCGUGGUGUGCUGGAGUAGCCCCUUUAGACGGGCAGUAGCCCUCGUGGAUGGUGGUCAGCUACCUCGGUGUCGGAGGCACUUGGGGGAGUUGUUGUGUCGAGGCACCCGGGACUUUGAGUGCGUCGUCUCCGUUCUAAUGUCUAUUUUCUUUGUUGAAAAGCGCGCAUGGUUGUAGCGGAAAAGAAAGUGGUUUCAGCCGAAAGGGAACGUGAUCCAGAGCUCUGAUUCCUCGUAAAGGGUCGCGCACGUUUGGUCAAGCAGCCCCUGCUUUCUCCAGGCAGACAGCAACUCUACUGUCGAAGGUGUACGAGGUUCGGUUGCUGCUGUUGCCAGAGAUAGAUCAUCAGUUGUUCGUGGCGGAGGUGUGCAUGAUUCUGAGCCUCUUUAGGCCCUCUUUCUGUACAACGUUUGUGGCUUAGUUAUUUCCUCCUUGCGGUUGAUUAAGAGUUCAAGCCACCGACCAUGCCUUGUCCGACUGGCACACGUGUGUCAGAUAUACACUAGCUUUCCCGUCGAUGUGCCCGCGUAUGGCGGGUAUGAGCCAGGCGGGUACAAUGUAUGGAGUAUCCCGGCAUAGCAGUAUGGGAUGAGGGAUGGCAUUUGUCUUGUUUGUUUGUGCGUGUCGAGAGGAGCAUUCAGGCCUCACCCGUGCACCAUCUUGGCAUCUUGGAUGUGUAUCUACUUUAUGUGUAUCAGUGUGUAUUUCUUGUGUGUGUCCCCUUUUGGCGGUAGUUGGCUUGUGACCACGAAAGGCUUCCGCGUCAGUUGGACCAGUACGGGCU